This is a messenger RNA of Haplochromis burtoni (Burton's mouthbrooder), 1156 nucleotides long. RefSeq names its product RAD52 motif containing 1 (gene rdm1). The transcript is spliced from 6 exons. The annotation marks the transcript as partial. Gene Ontology annotation, cellular component: nucleolus. Gene Ontology annotation, molecular function: nucleic acid binding. Lineage: Eukaryota; Metazoa; Chordata; Actinopteri; Cichliformes; Cichlidae. The record is from RefSeq and is a predicted model, not a curated record.
UAUUGUGUGUGUGUGUGUGUGUGUCAGGCCCAGCUGCAUGCUGUCUUCUCGUCCUUCGGUCCUGUGUACCUGUUGAAGGUGAGCCCUAACGCUCCGCUCCACCCUCCUGGUUUUUAUGCCCUCAUCAAGUUCUUCUCUGCGGCUCACGCCGCUGCAGCUCAGCGCAUCACAGACGGACGCCCGCUGGUUGACGACUCGCCGCUGAAGGUGAAGUUGAGCUCCAAGCAGACACCUCACUUCCUGUCUGGCAGCAGCAGAGUUCUGAGCCAUGCACACUGUCUGGAACUGGCCAAUCACGUCCUGGGAUUCAACGGCUGGACCUCUGACAUCAUUACACUGAAGAAGCUCACCAAUGAAGAAGAAGGCGAAGAGGAGGAGGGGGGAGGGGCCGGGCAGAGGAGGCUGAAGUUCGGCUGCGUGCUGCAGCUCCGCUUCCCUCAUCACGGACAGACGAGCAGAGGAGCUGCGGUGCUGGAGGACUGCUUCACCUGCACAGGUCCAGAUGUGUUCCUGCAGAGGUGCUGCAGGCUGCAGAGGUUGGUCAGAGAGAAGGCUCUGGUUCAGGCCUUCAGCUCCGUGCUGCUCAUACUUCUAGGUAACGGGAAAGUGAUGGUGGAGGUGAAACAGACCCCUGAUCAGUUUUUAGCUGAUGACACUGAAGGAGUCCUGCAGGUGAACGAGUUUUCCUGGACAGAGGGUCCUGCUGAUGAAGAGGAGGCUGACGAUGCAGAGUGGGCUCUGACUGUGCCGUAGAUCAGGACUGUGGGGGGGUGUGACGUGUUUCUGAGAGGAAAGCUUUCAGGUGUAGAAACAAAACAACGGCGCUCCCCGACGCGACGCUCCGGCUAUACGAGGACGGGAAAACUGAUCCUGAGAUCCAGAAGCUCAUGGCACACACACAGCUGUGAAACAGUACCGAUCAGCUGUGCGUGUUGCUCUCGUCCUCUCUGCAGCAGUGAAUCAUGAUUUUCCACACAGCUGUUUAGCGUUCCCUCAUUAUUUAUGUUUUGGUUUGAGGUUUUAUUUUGAAUCGCCAGGCUGGAUUUUCUUGUUGUUGUUGUUUCUUGUGUCAGUUUGAUUCUUUUUAAUAAUUAGGAUAAAAGAUCUGAGAAAUAAAUAAAAGCACUGACUCAGUUUGUGGAUGUCCAUCAGAGAA